UCUUCGUCAUAGGUCCUGGACAUCAAGAUCAAAUCAACGCUUUCGUCUUCAGCUUCUCCAACGAAUUCCAACCUUUCAAUAUGUUGGCUUUGAGAACUUUUGCCCGUAAUACGUCUAGGUUUUCAAAAUGGUCACAGUUCCGGAGUGUGUCGACAUUAGAAGGCCAUCCUCACAUUUAUGUUUUCCCAUCUAAUGGAAACAAUGUCCUGUCAUUACUGCCGUCAGAGCCACCAAACCCCAGAUUGUCUAUCGGUGUCACGUCCAAACUGCCUCCUACGACAGACUCCUUCAGGGAGAACCCAGAAUUCCUGAAAAUCCUACAGGACGUGGUCGCCGAGUAUGGCCACCAGGACCCUGAGGCUAUCUCCCAAGCCCAGGUGAUGGUGUCUACAUCUGGCGCUAACCUCAGCUCCGGCGGUGUCCUGCUGACGGGUGGGCGUGCCAAAAGACGACGCGAUGCGGCAGAUUCCAGCGGUGGAGCGAGCGGCCAAGGUGGUGCUGGAUCCGCUGGCCGGGGAGGUUGGAUACAUCUUUCCGAUAACCGCCGGCCACCUGAAUAUGGUCGUAUUGCAUGGCCCGAGGAUAUCUUUGGGAGCCUUGAGGUCGAUGGUGAGGGUAGCUUUGUGGGAAGCAACGGAAAUUAUCAGCCAAGCGGCACUUAUCGGAUUGUGACCCGGGACGGAAUUCUUGGUUUGAGUCCAUUCUUAAGAGAAAAACUAGUUCAAAGGCUCCGCCAGCAGGAAAACCAUUAGCAGUUGCAUUGAGGGUUUUGUACAUUAUUCGGCUGUAUUAUAUGUGACUUGAUCAUAAUUUCCGUUAAACUGCUGGCCAGUUUGGCUUCAAUCGCA
Aspergillus alliaceus is the source of this 848-nucleotide messenger RNA. RefSeq lists its product as uncharacterized. NCBI's taxonomy places the organism in Eukaryota, Fungi, Ascomycota, Eurotiomycetes, Eurotiales, Aspergillaceae. The record is from RefSeq and is a predicted model, not a curated record. The transcript has 4 exons. Bases 81 to 752 code for a protein of 223 amino acids.